This is a messenger RNA of Fomitopsis serialis, 780 nucleotides long. RefSeq lists its product as uncharacterized. The record is from RefSeq and is a predicted model, not a curated record. The transcript has 3 exons. The annotation marks the transcript as partial. Lineage: Eukaryota; Fungi; Basidiomycota; Agaricomycetes; Polyporales; Fomitopsidaceae.
AGCUCGAUGAGGAACCAGAAGAUUGAGCGGACAUGGGUCGAUGUCGGCGAAGGCUUUGUCCGGCGCUGGCGGGUUUUCUUUACUCGCCUUGAAACUCGCCAUGCUCUUGAUGCAUCGAAUCCAGCACACUUAUGGCUUGUGCAGAAGCUGUUCCUUGACGACAUCAAUGAGGAUGCAGACAAUUGGGUCAAGCACUGGAAUGCACAUGCUGUAUCUGGGAAACAUCGUAAUCAAACACCAUCGGAUAUGCGCCAUUUGGCACGAGUCACUGUCGGCACAUAUGAAGACAAAUACAAAAACGACGAUGUCAAUGACCUCACCGAGUACUAUGGUGUUGACGGCACCCCGAAGCGCCGCAGGCUCGGUCAGACGGGUGCAGGGCACUCAGCGGACACGGAUGACGAAGACGAGCCAAUGGAGGACCAGUCCGAUGGCGAAGCAGAGGAUGCUUCUGAUGAUGAUGGUGACGAUGAAGAGUCAAAUAUCCGCCAUGCUGCUGUCAAAGUGGCACGUCACGCAAACCCGUUUCGUGAUGAGGACAAGGAGGAUGCUUUUUGGGCUACCUUGCAGGAGAUCUCCGCCCUCAAUUACCUUCCUCGCAACCUGAAUAUCCGCAACGACGAGUGGGACGACGAAGGCUACCCUACAUAUGAAGACCUUGCCGUCGGAAAGCGAAAGCAGUCUCUGCGCGUCGAGCUACCACAUGCCUUGUGGCUUCCCCGCGCAGAGAUUUGGUGUCGCGCAGUAUCAAUUCUCACUCGGGUGCUUGACGAAGAAGAG